AUUUCAAGGUAGUGCAACGUUUCUUAUCGUUGAACGAUUAUUUCUUGGCUUAUUUGUUGAUGUGGCUGGCUACGGAAGUUUUCUGGAUAGAAAUUAAAUUAAUUUUUUAAGAUAAGUAUUAGACAAAAAUAUUUUACAAUGAAUAUUUAUAAUUUUUUAUUUUUCUUUAUAUUUCUUAUUAAUACCGUAAUUUCUCAAUCAAAUAAUGAAAAUGAAUGUAUGACCCCAUCUAACGAAAAAGGACAUUGCAUCAAUAUUAAAAGUUGCCCUAUACUUGAAAAAUUAUUAGUGUACCAUAGAAAAAAUAUUUUAGUAAGAAAUUUUCUUCGAAAAUCAAAUUGUGGCUAUGAAAAUAAAGUCCCUAAGGUUUGCUGUUCCUUAAAAAAAGAUUCAUCAAAUUUUAAUGAUGAUAUUAGUUUAAUAAUUGGUCACCAUAAAAAUCAUGUUGGUGGAAAUACAACAACUAUACAAACGGGAAUCGAAGAUAUAUUACUGAAUCCAUUGACUUGUGGACAAAGUAACGUUACACACGCUAAAGUUACAGCUGGAAGUGUACUCGCUAGUAUAGGUGGUUGGCCAUGGAUAGUGGCACUUGGAUAUCAUAGAACUAAUGUAAAAACAAAUCACCUAACAGAGUGGUUGUGCAGUGGUACUUUAAUAUCAAACUCAUACGUGAUAACUACUGCCAGAUGUGUUACAAAUAUAGACGUUAGUUUACAUGAGGUACGUCUCGGAGACCUUAAUUUAGAUCCUAAAGUACCUGAUGAGGCAGAAACAGUUACAGUUCAUGUUGCAACGAUAGCAUAUCAUGACCAAUACGACUCUAAAAAACGCACUGAUGACAUUGCAAUUGUAAAAUUGAAGACACCCGUUCAUUAUUCCAAAUACAUUCAACCUAUAUGUUUACCUUCUUCAACAACUUUAAAAGCGAAUUCAUUUGAUAAAACUUUGCAAUAUGUUGCCGGUUGGGGUGCUACAAUACUUGAUGGACCAAAGAAUAAUGCCUUAACAGAGGCUGAAGUUUCAGUGGUUAGUAAUGAAGAGUGCAAACGUAUAUUUGCUAAUAAUUUAACUAUCCAAGAAGUACAUAUUUGCGCAGGGAAUUUAAAAGGAGCAAAACAUACAUGUUCGAGGGAUGCCGGAGGACCAUUAACAUGGAAAAAAGACAACCAAUAUUAUUUAACCGGUAUUCAAUCGUUUGGAGAUAAAUGUGGAGAAUCUGGAUUUCCAGCUGUUUAUACUAGAAUGACAAAAUAUUUGAAUUGGAUUAUUUCUAAAAUUAAUUAUAACUAGCUUAUUUUACUUUUAAUUUAAUAUGAACUUUUGUACUUUUUUAAUAUGUAGUUGUGAUGAUAUAAUUUUAAUAAAACAAAACAAUACAGUUUAACCCA
Daktulosphaira vitifoliae (grape phylloxera) is the source of this 1391-nucleotide messenger RNA. RefSeq names its product venom protease-like. Gene Ontology annotation, molecular function: serine-type endopeptidase activity. Gene Ontology annotation, biological process: proteolysis. The transcript has 7 exons. The coding region runs from base 139 to 1293 and encodes 384 amino acids. The record is from RefSeq and is a predicted model, not a curated record. NCBI's taxonomy places the organism in Eukaryota, Metazoa, Arthropoda, Insecta, Hemiptera, Phylloxeridae.